AUGGUUCUUCCUCCCCCAGCUCCCUCAGUAGAUGCAGAUGAUGAGUUUGUGUUUGUUGAUCCUCUCCCUCCACCUCUGGAGUUUGCCAAUAGUUUUGAUCGUGGUUUGGGUUACUCUGCGAUGAUGUCCCACAAUGUGACUGCUCGCCAGCAGCAUCAUCCUCCACCUCCCCCGCCACCUCCUCCCCCUCCAAAAGACUCCUUUAUGUCUGGGUUCCCACCUCACACACCCCUGCCCUCACCCCAGGCAGGAGAUUCCACAACUUCCAGCCUUACUUCCUAUGACAGUGAGGUCGCCAACCUCACCCAGUCAGCCCCGUCUCCCUCUCCAUCUUCCCCCAACCCACUACCGCCUCCCUCCCCCUCCACCUUGCAGCCCUCUGGGCCACCUCCACCUCCUUCUGUAUCACCUCCGCCACCACCCACCUCCUACCACAGACCAUUUGGCCUAUCUCAGUCACAACACUUAUACAACAGUACAAAUUCAGCCGGACGCUCCUCUUCUCCCACACCACCUCCUCUCUCUAUUCCAGCUCCACCUGCCUACCGGGGCCCUCCAACAGCAACAUCCACCCCAGCAACUUCUGUAUCUCUCAGAGGCGCCUCAACUGUAACCGCAAGCUGUUCCACAACUGCUUCUACAACUGUCGUCUCUUCUGCUACUACCGCUGCUGCCGCUGUCACACCACACACACGCAUUGCAACUGUCUCCACAGUAGCUACAGGGGGUAGCAGACGGCCCAGCGCAGAGCAUCAUCCGACACCCAGUGCAGCUGCAGCUAAGAGUGGCGAGUCUCAGGAGACACUCUUUCUCUUUACUGUCAAACUCUUUUUUUCUUUUUCUCUCUUUUUGUCCUAUCUCUUAUUCGUUUGCCUUAAUUUGUGUUUCAUUUUCUCUCAUUUCAGGUUCUCAGAGGACUCCACAGGUGCACUGAGUCCUCCCUCUGUCCGCUCUAGCUCCCCAUCUCCUGUUCAGCUCUCUCAGCCUGCCUUGUCUCCCUCCCCCACCCCUUCUUCCCAGCCGCUCUACCCAAACUGGGCUCGAUCUCCUUCCCCUCAGCCCCCUGCUGCCUCAUCCCAGCCUCCUCCCCGAUCACACUCACCUGUUUCUCCCUCUUCAUAUUCGCCGUACCCCACCUCACCCAAACACCGGCCCAUUUACCGCACCAAAGCCCUGGAGUUCCAGUUUAUACCCAGCCGAGAGUCACGUAAGGCAGAGUCGCAUUACGCUCAGCGCAGACGAGCACCCAGCCCGUUAAUUUCACCCUCUGACCGCCCCAAGCUUGGCCCUCCCCGCCCCUCUUCCCUUCCCAUUCUCCCAACUACGCCUCUCUAUAGCAGCUUGUAUGACCUCCGUGGUUCUAUUACUCCACCCUCACCUGCCAAUCCUCUUGGGGACCCCUACUUCUCUCCCUCUCCCCCUCUCUUUGCCCCCUCGGGGGCUCCACCUCCUCCAAAUUCCUCUCUGGUGGUCUCUCGCUCCUUGUCACCCACCCACUUCCUGUCAGGGACUUCAUCCCCACCACUCCACCCCAUUCCUCCACCCACUUGCCUGAGUUACCCUCACCUUCCACCCCCUUCACCCACCAAACCCUUCGCCUCCAAACCACUCCCAUACUGGACCAAGUAUGACGUUGCGGAUUGGCUGGGCUACCUGAACCUGGGUGAGCACAGGGAGCGAUUCCUAGACAACGAGAUUGAUGGCACGCACCUGCCCUCUCUUACCAAGGACGACUACCUGGACCUGGGUGUGACCAGGGUUGGCCAUCGCAUGAACAUAGAGAGGGCGCUCAGGAGAGUGAUGGACAGGCUGUCUUCUAGCACUUUCCCCAUUUCUGCCCUCUCCUCUUGAGAUGUACGGACAGACAGAAGGAGAGAUGAGGCCAACCGGAGUUGAGAGGACAGGAAAGAUGAGGUGACAACUGCUGCCAUCAGAGAUUAUUCCCUGAAUUAAGAAAAAUGCAGGAAGAGGUGACUUCGACAUCAAACUGCCAACUCGCAGAUGGAGAGAUACAGGAGAAACGGAGAGCAUUGAAGGCCUGUCGAGCUGUGAACAUGCCUGCGCUUACGUGUGUUUCAGUCAACAAAAACAUAAACGCCUACAUACACAUCCGUACAUAUCAACAUUUAAACAGAACACACUUAGUUUGAGCUUGCAGGCACUCACAAGGUGAUCAAAAUGGAAAUAGAUUAAUCAAACCGGGGAAACUAACUCUAUGAGGAUACCGAAGUUCAACAUGAGAAGGUAACAUACUACAUAACUGAGCCAAAUAAUUUGAGGGAAACAAUCAAAAUGCUCUUUAGCUUUCCUGUUUUUCUGUAGUUCUAUAGGAAGAGAUAGGGAGAGAGAUAUUGAAACCUCCUUUGCUAUCUUUCUCUUUUUCUCAGAUUUUCAGCUGAGUCUGUAUUACUGGCAAAUAUUUACUAAUGGUCUCAUUUAUAGAGUAGGUUCAAUGGAGACCAAUGCAGGGAGGGCAAGUACUGACAAACCUCCUGUCUGGCAUGACUAGGGAAGCCCUUAAAAUAGAGGUAAAUUUAACGGCAGGCACUUAUUUGGUAAGACUGUGUUUAUGCUUGGGUUCCUGUUGUUUGUGUGAGUGCGUGUACUUGAUAAUGUGAAAGGUUAUCACUAGAGGCAUGACCGUGAUUUGUUAUGUGUUUUUACCUCACCAAUGGAGGGAUUCUAUUUUGCCGAAGCCAGAUUGGGGCUUAUGCGUAUCUUGUAUUUCACUAGAACUUCUUUACCUUCUCAUGUCUUAUAAUGAAAUUUUAUAUAUAUAUAUAUAUAUAUAUAUAUAUAUACAGACUGGUCACUGUAUUACAAACCCGUAGCAAAAAUAAGUGCCCAGACCAACAUAACAGACACACAAGCGCUCUACCACUUACACACAUGCACUCAGUACUUCCUCAGCCUACUGAUAGCAACAUACACAAACGUACGACAACACCUGUCGAUGACGAUACACUCAUCUCUUUUAUUUAUAUAACACAUAAUGGGACACAAUAAAAUAUGUAUGGAUACAAGAUGAAGAUAGUUAUAACGCAAAAAAUCUUUCAAAGAAGGAAGAUGAUACAACAUUGUAAAAAGAAAAGUAUAUAUAUACUGAAAAUUCAUCAACAUUUUUACCACAGACUCUCAAAAUAUAGAGGUGACUACGACUUCAACGAACCUAUCAACGAUAGGCUCCAUUUUAAAAGAGGAGACAACAU
Sinocyclocheilus anshuiensis is the source of this 3209-nucleotide messenger RNA. RefSeq names its product SH3 and multiple ankyrin repeat domains protein 1-like. The transcript has 3 exons. The record is from RefSeq and is a predicted model, not a curated record. Gene Ontology annotation, cellular component: postsynaptic membrane; dendritic spine; postsynaptic density. The coding region runs from base 1 to 1851 and encodes 616 amino acids. Lineage: Eukaryota; Metazoa; Chordata; Actinopteri; Cypriniformes; Cyprinidae. Gene Ontology annotation, molecular function: ionotropic glutamate receptor binding; synaptic receptor adaptor activity.